AUGGAGAUAUAUGGUUCAUCAAGUUCAAUUCAAGCUUAUGAUACAAAUCGUUUAAUUAUAUCAGAUAUUCCAAGAUUAUUAAUAAUUAAUCGACCAGUAGAAUUUACUAUUGAUGUAUCAAAAGCUGGUAAAGGUCAACUUGAAGUUUCUAUUAAUAAUGGUCAAGUACCAAAACAAGUAAAACCAUUAGGAAAUUCAAAAUUUCAUUUUACAUUUAUUCCACUAUUAAAUGAAUCUCAUAUGAUUUCUAUUAAAUUUAAUGGACAUCAAGUAUCUGGAUUUCCAAGACAAUGUCAAGUUAUUACAUCUGAUAAUGUAAAAAUUCGUGGUCCUAGUCUUAAUCCAAUAUUAGUUGGUACUCAAACAUGGUUUACAAUUGAUAUAUUACAUAAUGAUUUAUCUGAUUUACAUGUUACUAUAUUUACACCGACAAAUGAACAAUUAAAUCCAUCAACACUUUUAACUUCAGAUGGAUUACGAGUUGAUUGGACACCGUCGGAAAUAGGAACAUAUAUAAUUCAUUUGAUAUUAUAUGGUUAUUCAAUACCUGGAAGUCCACUUUCUGUUAAAUCUUAUGAUCCAAAAAAAAUUCUUAUUAUACCACCAAUAGACGAUAGUACUAUUGGAGAACCAGUAAAAUUUCUUCUCGAUGCAUCAAAAGCAGGUGAAGGUUAUCUCGAAAUAAGUGUCAAUUAUUCUGGUCGUAAUAUUCCUAAUCAAAUUAAUCCGGUUGGAAAUAGUUGUUAUGAAAUUCAAUUUAUUCCACAAAAAGCAGUAGUACAUUAUUGCAAUAUCUUAUUCAAUAAUGAACAUGUACCAGGAAGUCCAUUUUCUAUAAAUGUUAUGGAAGUACAACGUGUAGUUGCAAUUGGUAAAGGUCUUGGUUUAGUUCCAAUCAAUAUUCCAACAUCAUUUACUGUUUUAACACCUAAUGGUGUUAUUAAAGAAUUGAAAUGUUCGAUAAAAGGACCAGAUGAUCAUUUAAUCGAAUGUCGUAUAACAAAAAUUGAUUUAAAUCGGUAUGAAGUUACUUACAUACCUGAUUGUGUUGGUGAAUUUUAUAUAGAAAUUUUUUUUGAUAAUAUUCAAAUCGACUAUAGUCCAUUCAUAGCACGAUCAUUUGAUGUUAAUAAAAUAAAAGUUCUUAAUUUUCCAUCAUCAGCUAUUGUUGGUUCAUCAACUUAUUUUAUGAUCGAUGCAACAGAUGCUGGUGCCGGUAGUCUUGAAAUAGCUGUAUCAAGAGAUGGAAAAAAUAUUCCGAAUUAUGUACAAAAUGAAGGUAAUACGUUUUUUCGUAUUCAAUUUAUUCCUGAUCAACCAUGUAUGCAUCAAGUUCAAAUGAAAUUUAAUGGAAUUGAUAUUCAAGGAUCACCUUUUCAAUGUAAUGUAUUUUCAAAUGAUUUUAUAUUUGAAAAUUAUGAAUAUGCAGCAAUUAAUAAACGUACAGUAUUUUUAAUUAAACCAAAAUUAUAUUUUAAUCCAAAUAUUCAUGUUAAUAUAAUAACUCCAAUGGGUAAUAAAAUAAAAGGAAAAAUUGAAAAAAAUUUUAUGAAUUCUUAUAUGAUGGAUUUUAUACCAAAUGAAAUUGGUAAACAUGAAAUAAUAUUUUAUGAUAAUGAAGAAAAAAAAUUAAUUAUGACAAUAUUUAUUUGUCAAGUUUAUGAUAUAAGUAAAAUACGUAUAAGUGAUUUACCACUUGCUAUUAUUCAUCAAUUGUAUAAAUUUACAAUUGAUACAUCUGAAGCUGGUAAUGGUGUAUUAUCUGUUAAAAUAAAACAAAAUGGAAAUAAAAUAUUACAUGAACAAACACGAAUUUCCACUCAUAUUUAUCAAAUUUCAUUUACACCCGAAACUACAGAUGAAUGUACUCUACACAUAUCAUUUAAUGGAGAAAAUUAUCUGCGAACAUUAAUAAUACCAGUAAGGAAUGAUUGUGAACAAGUUCAUGUUUCAUCAAUUCCUUCAGGUGUUGUUGGUCGACCAAUUACUUUUACUAUCGAUGUUGCUGAUUCAAAUCUUAUUAAAAUACUUAUAACUGAAUCUCAUUCUGGACAAAUUAUAUCACAUACAAUGACAUCAAUAUCAAAUAAUAAAAAACAUUAUGAAAUAUCUUUUAUACCAAAUAUAGCUUGUCAACAUAUUGUAUCAAUAUCAUAUGAUGGAAAACUUCUAUCAAAAAAUUAUGUUGAUGUUUGUAAUAUAAAUAAAAUUCAUAUUAGUUCUAUUAAAAAUGGUUUUGUUGGUAAACCAUUAAUAUUUUCUGUUGAUACAUAUGAUGCUGGUGAAGGUCAUUUAGAAGUUAUAGUUAAUGAUGGACAACGUACAUUACCAGUUGAAUUAAAAAAUAAUCAAACAAGAAAAUUUGAUAUUACUUUUAUACCUAAAAUAACUGGUUUACAUUCAAUUAUUAUUUCAUUUAAUGGUAUUCCUAUUGAAGGAAGUCCAUUUAUGAUUAAUAUUAAUAAUCCAUUAAUAAUUGAUGAUAAUAAUAGUUUAGAUGAAAAUGAUAAUAAUGAUAUUGAUUUUUUAAUUGGUGGACAAAUAGAAGGUACAAAAGUUGGUGAAAUAGCUUGGAUUAUUUGUGAAACAUCAUUAACUGAUAUAUAUGAAGAUUUUAGUGUAUAUGUUACAGAUCCAGAUAAAACUAUUAUAAAACAUACACGAAUACAAGAUUUAGAGGGACGAUGGCGUAUUGAAUUUGAACCAACAAAAGUUGGUAUUUAUCAAAUACAAACUGGUAGUGAUAAACAACCAAUAAAUCUUGCAUCAGUAGAUAUAUUACCAUUAGAUUAUGAACGAUAUAUUUAUGGUGAACGUAUUGUUUAUUCUAAUGCUCUUAAUUUUAUUUCAAUUGUUUCUGAUAAUGAGAAUAUUAAAGUUCAAUUAAUAUCUUCAAAUAAUAAUGAAAUUCCAAUUGAAAUCGAAAGACAUUCAUUAGAAUGGAAAAUUUAUUAUUCAUUAACUGCAACUGGUUAUUAUCAAUUGAAUAUUAUAGAUGAUGAUAAUAAUAAACAAUUAUUUGAUAUAUAUUGUUUAACGGAAAGAAUAGAUAUAUUUCGUAAUGGUGGUAUUGAAGAUAUAACACGAUUAAUUAUUGAUCGUAAUAAAAUUAUUGGAGAUGAUAUUAAUGUUAUUGUUAAAGAUGCAUUAGCUCAUACAAUUCCAGCUGCAUUUUAUCGAGAUUUAAGCAGAGAUCUUGUUAUUGAAUAUAUACCUGUUCGAACAGAUAUUCAUGAAGUAUUUAUUCGUACUCAAAAUAAUCUUCUUGAUAUAUGUCCUAUUCGUAUAAUGGCUUUUAGUGCUCAAAAAUCAUAUGAUCCUGUACUUCGUGUACAAGUUAAAGAAAUUCUUGAACAUACAUUUUCAGGUAUUAUUGAUCAAAAUAAUCAAUUAGAAAUAAGUGUUACUGAUCCAUUUGAAAGACCAAUAUCAUUUCAACGUUCAAACAAUGAACAUGGUGAAUUAACAAUAUCUUUAUCACCUAUUCGUGUUGGUACUCAUUGGAUAUGUAUAUCAAAUGAUGAUAAUGAUUCUUUUGCUGUAUUACCAAUAUUUGCUUAUGAUGAUGAUUAUAUAUCAUUAUCACCAAUGGAUGGACUUUCACCACAUGAAAAAACAAUAUCAAAUGAAAAUAAUAAUAAUAAUAAUGAUACACAUAGUACAAUAGAUUCAUUUUCUCCAUGUAGAGAAUUAACAACAAUUAGUGAAGCAUCUGAAUUUCGUUCAUCAAGACCAUCAUCAAUUUCACCUCUACGCACAUCAUCUCCAAUUAGAGAAGAUGGAAUAAUUAUUUCGCCUAUAAUUUCGAAUGAAUCUCUUAAAUCACCAACUGUUAGUGAUCGAUUAAGCCCUGAAGUACAAACACUUGAUAUAACUGAUCUAAUCGAUCCAUGUGUUCGUAAUAUAUCAAAAUUUAGUUUCAAAGAUCUAGAUGACAAAUUGAAUGUUAUCAUACAUGAUUCUAAUGGAAAUUCUAUUGGUUAUAAAACAGAACAUCUUUCUAAUGGACGAAAAUGUAUUUCAUAUGAACCAACUAUCGUUGGACCUAUUAAAAUUUAUAUAUUAAAACAAAAAGAAUUAAUUAAUGAUAGUCCAUUAAUAGUUAAUGCAUUUGAUCCAUCGGCUGUACACGUUAUAAAUUUUCCUAAAAAUAUACAAAUAAAUACAGCAACUUGUUUUCAUAUCGAUUCAACAAAAGCUGGAAAAGGAACAUUAAAAAUUAUUAUAAAAGAUCCAAAUAAUCAAUCUUUACCUAUUAUUAUUCAAAAACAAUCAAACGAACAACUUAUAAUUCAAUUCACACCAAUUGUUUUAGGUAAAAAAUUUAAAAAUCUUAACAUCUCCACUUCAAAUAUACCUUUAGGUCUACACACUAUUUCAAUACUAUUCAAUCAAAUUCCCAUAACUGAAACACCAUCUCAAAUAUUAGUUGAAAAUAUAAAACAAAAAUCUACAAUUAAAAAUGUUCAAUCACCUGAACUCGAAGAACGUGGACGUUCAAUUUAUUCUAAACAUGAAUUAUUUUUACUUGCACAACAACAACACCAAGAAAAGUCACCAUCAUUAUCUUCACAAACUAUACCUUCUCUAUUAGCAAAAUCAAAUGAAAUUCUUAAACGACAAAAAAAUUUCUUAUUAAAUAAAGAAUAUGAAAAAGAACAAAUAUUAAAAUUAGAAGAAAAACAACAAUUAAAAUCACAAUAUAAACCAUUGAAUGAAAUUGAAAUUCAACGAUUACAAUUAAUAAAAGAAAAAUUCGAACGUGGACAAGCAAUUGAUAUUGUAUUUGAUCCUCGACCAUAUCCAUUCAAAAUACUUUUACAAAAUUCUUAUCCACUUAUUAAUAGUGAUGUACAUUUCUUAAUUGAUCAACCUCAUGUUGCUUAUGUACAUAUAACAAUAAAUGGUAUACAAAUUCCUUUAGUAGCAAUUCGUAGACAUGAUGAUACUUUUUUACUUAAAUUUCGGCCAAUACUUGCUGGUGAUUAUUUAAUUAUAUUAAAAGAUUAUAUUGGACAACUUAUUCCAGGUUGUCCAUAUAAUUUUCCUGUUUAUAAUCCAAAUGGAACACAUAUCGAACCAUUUAAUCGUUUACAAUCAAUAAAUGAUUGUCAUUUUAUCUGUAAUAUUGAUAAUGUUGGUCAAGGAAAAUUUUUUGUUAUGAUUUAUGAUCCAUUAAAACCAAUAAGAAUUCCUUGUCAAAUUCAAAAUCUUUCAAAAAAUCGUAUUCGAAUAUCAUUUUUACCAUCAAAAAUUGGUACAUAUAAAAUUUAUAUAGCUUAUAGAAAUAUUCCAAUUAACGGUAAGUGUAUAUAUUUAUUAUGUAAAUAA
Molecule: messenger RNA, 5331 nt
Organism: Rotaria sordida
Lineage: Eukaryota; Metazoa; Rotifera; Eurotatoria; Philodinida; Philodinidae
Source: the annotation of a GenBank genome assembly